Molecule: messenger RNA, 2538 nt
Organism: Gastrolobium bilobum
Lineage: Eukaryota; Viridiplantae; Streptophyta; Magnoliopsida; Fabales; Fabaceae
Product: DEAD-box ATP-dependent RNA helicase 37-like
Exons: 7
Coding region: 173-2032 (619 amino acids)
Cellular component (GO): nucleus
Molecular function (GO): ATP binding; RNA helicase activity; RNA binding
Source: RefSeq, a predicted model, not a curated record
CCAAGUUUGAAGGCGAUUCUGUUGGGUUGUGUUGUGUUGUGUGUGUCUGUGACUGCGUGGUAUUUAGGGUUUCUCGAUCUUCGUCAAUAAUCUUCUCCUUCUUCACCAAUUCAGGGUUUUAGUCUUCCCAAUACAGGGAGGGAGGGAACCAGGAUUUUUCCUUUGAACAACUAUGCGACCUUCAUGGGCUGAUUUGGCUGCAAAUUCAGCAGCUGAAAAUGCACCUACUGCUUCAUCUGCAAACAAUGCUAACACUCUAGCUCCCUCGCGACCUGUUUAUGUGCCUCCGCAUCUGAGGAAUCGUCCACCAUCAGCAGAAUCCCCUGCUCCAGUACAGACUGGCACUGCAUCUGCUUCUAGUAAUGCUGGAUCACGAUGGGCUGGGCCCAGAAAUGAUUACCGUUCUGGGGGGGUUGGUGGUGGUGGCAGUAGCAGUGGCAGUGGCCGCACAAGUGGAUGGGGGAACAGAACUGGUGGUGGUGGUGGUUGGGAUCGUGGAAGGGACCGUGAAGUUAAUCCCUUUGGUGAUCAGGAUGAUGCAGAAGAGGCAUUAAGUGAGCAGGAGAAUACUGGAAUUAAUUUUGAUGCAUAUGAAGACAUUCCAGUGGAGAUCAGUGGUGAGAAUGUGCCUCCGCCCGUGAAUACAUUUGCAGAGAUUGACUUGGGGGAAGCACUUAAUUUGAAUAUAAGACGGUGCAAAUAUGUGAAGCCAACACCUGUUCAGCGGCAUGCCAUACCUAUCUCCCUUGCUGGAAGGGACUUGAUGGCUUGUGCGCAGACUGGUUCUGGAAAGACAGCUGCUUUCUGUUUCCCAAUUAUCUGUGGAAUUAUGAGGGGCCAACCCGUGCAAAGGCCACCUCGCGGGGUGCGUACAGUGUAUCCACUUGCACUUGUUCUCUCACCAACUAGGGAGCUAUCUAUGCAAAUACAUGAAGAGGCUAGGAAGUUUUCAUACCAGACAGGGGUUAGGGUGGUUGUUGCUUAUGGCGGAGCUCCAAUAAACCAGCAGCUACGGGAUCUUGAGAGAGGGGUGGACAUUCUUGUUGCAACUCCAGGAAGACUGGUUGAUUUGCUGGAGAGAGCUAGAGUUUCACUGCAGAUGAUAAGAUAUUUGGCCUUAGAUGAGGCAGAUAGGAUGCUGGAUAUGGGUUUUGAACCGCAAAUAAGGAAGAUUGUAGAACAAAUGGACAUGCCUCCGCAAGGUGUUAGACAGACCGUGCUGUUCAGUGCCACAUUUCCAAAAGAGAUACAGAGACUAGCAGCUGAUUUCCUUUCAAAGUAUAUUUUUCUGGCUGUGGGAAGAGUGGGCUCAAGUACUGAUUUGAUUGUCCAAAGAGUUGAGUAUGUUCAAGAGUCUGACAAAAGAAGUCACCUCAUGGACCUUCUUCAUGCGCAGAGGGCAAAUGGUGUACAAGGAAAGCAAGCUUUGACUUUGGUGUUUGUUGAGACAAAGAAGGGAGCUGAUGCUCUGGAACACUGGUUGACUCUUAAUAAAUUUCCAGCAACUACUAUUCAUGGUGACAGGUCACAACAGGAAAGAGAAUUGGCAUUAAGGUCAUUUAAAAGUGGCAAUACCCCAAUAUUGGUUGCUACGGAUGUGGCUGCGCGUGGUCUUGAUAUUCCUCAUGUUGCUCAUGUAGUUAACUUUGACCUUCCUAAUGAUAUUGAUGAUUAUGUACACCGAAUUGGAAGGACAGGGCGAGCAGGAAAGAAAGGCCUUGCAACUGCAUUCUUCAAUGACAACAAUGCAUCUCUAGCAAGGGCUUUAGCAGAACUGAUGCAAGAAGCACAUCAAGAAGUACCUGCAUGGCUCUCGCGUUAUGCUGCUCGAUCUUCCUUUGGUGGAGGAAGGAACCGUAGAUCAGGAGGAGGCCGUUUUGGUGGCCGUGACUUUCGAAGAGAAGGUUCAUUUAGCAGGGGUGGUUCUGAUUACUAUGGUGCAGGAAACAGCAGUGGUGGUGGUGGUGGAUAUGGGGCUUCUGGUGGGUAUGCUGGAGGAUACGGUUCUGGGGUAACCAGUGCAUGGGAUUGAUUUUUAAGUUUUGAUGUCAUUAUAUACUGUCUUAGGUAUUAGGUGUGGACAUAUACCUAUAGGAUGCUUUUUCUUCUUUUUAAUCUUUCUUUCAAGUUUAUGGUCGUAAUUUACUUCUUUUGCCCUCCUAGUGUUUCAAGCCAACAUCAUUUUGUACGUUUUACAAUGCUAAUCAUUAAGGGAGCUGGGGGUGUGUAUGUGGUAUGUUCCCACAUCAAUAGAGCUUGUGUAGUGUUGGUAGGUGUUGGCAAUUGCGAUUACUAACAUAUUAGUAGUUUAUUUUUGACAACUUUCUGUACUCUUCAUUUGGGUGGUUAUUUGGUGGGAGAAUGGUUGUAGAAUAUGCAGUGGGAGAGGUGGAGGCUUUCCUUUACAGUUGUAUCUAUUUAUCUCUUGAUCAUGUUUCUACCCAAUAUAUGUUACCAUUUUAACAUUGUCUAUUUUUAUGGCCUAAGGUUUUGUAAUAUUUUAGUGGUGACUGAAAUGAAUGAAAAAUUUUCUUACCA